CCCGCGGUGUCGGUGUGGCCGGCCAUGGGGGAGGCCGGGCCGGCUGCGGGGCCGGGUGCGGGGCCGGGGCCCAGGGAGGCGCAGGAGCCCGAGGAGGACGAGGCGGCGGCGCCGGGCGGCACACGAGGGUGCCGGGUCGGAUCCCGCGGCGGCAUCCGGGUGCUGAAGAGGAACGCCAAGCGCACCGGGAGCAGGAGCUGCCAGAGCAGGAGUCGAGUUGGCUCCCGUGAGAGGACCUGGCUGAAAGGGGACGUCGGACGAGGCUGCGUGUAUGUUUAUGGAAGAGACUCAGCAGCUGCGGCUCCUUCGGACUUGCGCCUAGUCCUCUGCACAGUGGACACCCAAGCCUCGGAGAUCUGUGACGGAGAAGGGAGGAAAACCCUCUUUUUGCAGCUUCAUGGAGACCUGGUCAGGAGGCUGGAGCCCACAGAAAAACCCCUUCAGAUUGUGUAUGACUACUUGGCUGGGUUGGGUUUUGAUGAUCCUCUCAGAGUGCAGGAAGAGGCAGCAAACUCUGAUCUCAGCUGUAUGAUUCGCUUCUACAGCGAAAAGCCGUGUCAGGUGGAACAGCUGGAUCGCAUCCUGCUCUCUGGAGUCUACAACGUACGCAAAGGAAAGACCCAGCUGCACAAGUGGGCAGAGCGCUCAGUCACUCUGUGUGGUACGUGCCUCAUUGUGUCCUCAGUGAAGGACUGCCAUGCAGGGAAGAUGCACAUCUUGCCUCUCGUUGGAGGGAAGGUGGAAGAGAUGAAACGUCGGCAGUACACCCUUGCUUUCACAUCUGCUGGAGCACAAGCUCAGACAUACCACGUUUCCUUUGAAACGCUGGCAGAGUGCCAGCGGUGGCACCGGCAGGCAUCCACGAUUGUGUCUAUGCGAUUUAGCAUGGUUGAUCUUUCAUGCUACAGCCUUGAGGAAGUACCAGAGCACCUCUUCUACAGUCAAGAUAUCACCUACCUCAACUUACGCCACAAUUUUAUGAGAACAAGUGGAGCAGGGAGUCUUGACUCUCUUUGCAGGUUUUCUCAGUUGAAGAGUCUGAACUUGUCUCAUAAUAGACUGGGAGAGUUUCCUGUAUCACUGUGUGAGAUCUCUACUCUGACAGAGCUUAAUAUUUCCUGUAAUGGACUUCAUUACUUGCCAAGUCAGAUUGGCAAACUGUUGAAUCUCCAGACCUUCUGGCUUGAUGGCAAUUUCCUCACAUCCUUACCAGAAGAGAUGGGAAACCUGCAGCAGAUCAGCUGUCUUGGGCUUUCCUUCAAUAACUUCUGUGAACUGCCAGCAAUUUGUGAGAAACUUGUCACCUUAGACAAACUAGCCCUGGCAGGGAACUUGCUAGAGACCCUGGACCUGACAGUGCUGAACCGUAUGGGUCACAUCAAAAGUGUGGACCUGAGGCUGAACAACCUGAAGAGAGCAGCAGCUGACACUCUGGAGGGGAACAAAUCUGUGGCUUACAUGGAUUUACGAGACAAUCAGAUGACAGAUCUGGAUCUGAGCUCCUUGGUCAGCCUGGAGCAGCUGCACUGCGAGCGAAAUAAGCUGAGAGAGUUGACACUGAGCGGCUUCUCCCUUCGGGCCCUGUAUGCCAACAGCAACUGUCUGACAGCUGUCAAUAUUUAUCCGGUUCCUGGUCUACUGACAUGUCUAGAACUCUCUCACAAUCAACUACAGUGUGUCCCAGACUGGGCCUGUGAAGCAAAGAAACUGGAAGUUUUGGAUGUGAGCUACAACCUACUCUUGGAGCUUCCAUCAAGGAUCCUCAGAAGCUUGAGUCUUCGGAAGUUGAUGGUGGGGCACAAUCGUCUGCAAAGCCUUCCACCUCUUCUAGAACACAUUCCACUGGAGGUGCUGGACCUUCAGCACAAUCUGUUGACUAAACUCCCAGAGACACUCUUUGUCAAAGCUCUGAACCUCAGGUACCUGAAUGCAUCUGCAAACAGCCUGGAGUCCUUGCCCUCCACAUGUCCGGGGGAGGAGAGUUUGAGCAUGCUGCAGCUGCUAUACUUGACUAAUAACAACCUCACAGAUCAGUGCAUCCCUGUCUUGGUGGGACACCCAAACCUACGGAUCCUGCAUCUGGCAAACAACAACUUGCAGACUUUCCCUGCAAGCAAACUUAGUAAGCUGGAGCACUUGGAAGAACUGAAUCUGAGUGGAAACAAACUGAAAACAAUUCCUACAACGGUUGCAAACUGCAAGCUACUUCAUACACUUAUUGCACACUCUAAUGAAAUCAGCAUUUUUCCAGAAAUCCUGCAUUUGCCCCGUAUUCAGUUUGUGGAUUUGAGCUGCAAUGAGUUAACUGAAAUCCUAAUCCCUGAGGCACUGCCAGGUGCCUUGCAAGAGCUGGAUCUGAGUGGAAACACAAACCUGGUGUUAGAACACAAGACACUGGAUAUCUUCAGUCAUAUUACCACACUGAAGAUUGAUGCUAAGCCCUCCCUCACGGCAGACUCGGCACUCACUUCUGUCUUCUGGAGUCACGGAGUAGCUGAGAUGGCAGGCCAAAGAAAUAAGUUGUGUGUGUCGUCCCUGGCACUGGGGAGCUUUGCAGAGGGGGUGGAGGCUGUGUAUGGCAUGUUUGAUGGUGACAAGAAUGAAGAACUGCCACGUUUGCUGCAGUGCACCAUGGCCGAUGUGCUCCUGGAGGAGGUACAGCAGUCUGACACCAUGUUCAUGUCCAACACCUUCUUGGUCUCCCACAGAAAGCUGGGCAUGGCUGGGCAGAAGCUGGGUUCCUCUGCUGUCCUUUGCUACAUUCGCAAUGAGGUGGCUGAUCCAGCCAGCAACUUUUCUCUGACGGUGGCCAAUGUGGGGACGUGCCAAGCUGUUCUGUGCCGAAGUGGAAAAGCACUGCCUCUCUCCAAAGUCUUCAGUCUUGAACAAUGUUCAGAAGAAGCCAGGAGAGUCAAGGAACAAAAAGCCAUUAUAACAGAGGACAAUAAAGUCAAUGGUGUGACUUGCUGUACUCGGAUGCUGGGCUGCACGUACCUGCAUCCUUGGAUCCUGCCCAAACCACAUGUCAGUUCCAUUCCACUGACUGUACAAGAUGAAUUGCUACUUCUAGGGAACAAAGCUCUCUGGGAACAUCUUUCUUAUGCAGAGGCUGUCUCAGCUGUGCGGCACCUACACGACCCACUAGCUGCCGCAAAGAAACUCUGCACUUUAGCCCAAAGCUAUGGUUGCCAAGACAAUGUUGGUGCAAUGGUGGUAUGUCUGAACAUCAGUGAGGACAACUGCACGUGUGAGAUGCACGGCCUCACUCUGACAGGCCCUGGGGGAUUUAGUUCUACCACCACCAAACCAGCAACACCUUCAUGUAGCAGUGGAAUUGCUUCAGAGUUCAGCAGUGAACUGUCUGCUUCUGAGGUUAGCAGUGAGGUGGGCUCUACUGCAUCAGAUGAACACAGUGCUGUUGGUCUCGAUGGCAGCUUGCUACCACGACAAGAACGACGUUGCAGCCUACAUCCUGUGCCCCCCUCAAGCAUCUUUCAGCGCCAACAUUCCAGUGCCACCUUCUCUAGCAACCAGUCUGACAAUGGUCUAGAUAGUGAUGAUGAGCAGCCUGUGGAAGGUGUGAUGACAAAUGGCAGUAAAGUGGAGGUAGAGGUGGACAUCCAUUGCUGUAAAGGAAAGGCUCUGGAAUUACAACAUCCUGCUGCAGAGUACAGCUCUUCUACUCCAGGGCCAGAGGAUGACUCUGGGCUUGUACUCAUCAUUCGGAGGCAGAACAGUGUAAACAGCAACACUGUGCAGAGAGGGGUUAAGGAGAAGUGUGAACUCCAAAAAUCUCUUUCCACAUGUUGUCUUUAUGGAAAGAAGCUUUCCAAUGGCUCCAUAGUGCCCUUGGAGGAGAGCCUCAACCUCAUUGAAGUAGCGACAGAGGCACCCAAGAAGAAGACAGGCUAUUUUGCUGCUCCAUCCCAGAUGGAGCCAGAAGAUCAAUUCGUGGUGCCACCUGAUCUGGAAGAGGAAGUGAAGGAACAAAUGAAGCAGCACCAGGAGGACAGAGCAGAUCAGGAGCUGAAAGAAGAGCAUGCAGCAUCCCUGCCAGAGGAGUUUGACACAGCUCUGUAACCCUACGAGUACCAUUCCCACAUUAUCUGUCCCAGGAAGCUCUGUUUAAUAAGGGCUGUCAUGCCCUCUGAGUGAGCUGGGAUCUGCAAGGAGUACAGACACCUGCUGCUUCCUUAAUGGAGUUGAGGAAGAAUCAGGAAGGCCAACGUCUAGGCUGUCCACUUAACCACUGUAGCAUCUCAGUUGUUCUAUGAGCAGACAGAUCAGCAGCUGAGCUCUGUGUUAGGGACUGUCUGGUAAGUCUUUGAACCCUGAGAUUCUGCCAGCUGUGCUGGAAAGGGGCUGGCAUAUGUGUGUGUGGGGUGAGGAGGCUGCUGAGAGAGAAAUGCUCAGUGUUUAGAGUCCUGUGAACAUUUCUGAUGCAGUGUCCCACCCUCCCCCCCCAGCACCUGACUUUGUUAUUCCUUGAAAGAAUACAGACAGUUGCAAUGAGGCUGACCUGAGAAUGGUUUCCUGUAUUAAUUGCAAGCACUUUUAUUUAUUGCACUUAAGCUGUUCUUUUCCCUUUCAGCCCAGCACUUUAUUAUUUAGGGUUAGGGGAGAAAGCACUCCACAGCAGGUAUGCUGUGGACUUUUCCCAAUUAAUGUUCUUAGGAUAGUGGAGGACUCAGGGUACCAGUGUUCUGAUGAGCACUGGUGUAGGGGAGAGUGAAGGUUAUGGUGGGAUCAUUCUGUGCAGGAUGAGAAAACACAGCUGAGUGAUAAGCAGGUGCCAACCGAUGCAUUUUAUAUGGAGCAUAGGAAAGAUGAGGACUGGUUGAAUAAGGCAAUGUGUAGAUCUAGUGGCUCCAGCUGCAGAGCACAGACCCACCUCAGCAGCAGCUUGGCCACCUUCAUCAUGGAUGCUUCACAGUAGAGGCUUCCUCUACAGAAGACAUGGGAUAAAGCCAGGAGCUUGUGCUUGUCUCGGUGGUCAGUCAGAAGAGCCAAGCUGUAAACAAUGGUGUGCUGCUCUAAGACUGGCAGAAGCAUCCAGUGCUCUUUUCCAUCAACAUAAACCUCUGCAUUGUCAGCUACAGCAUCUUUGCUUGCCUCUAGAAGCAGGAGUCAUAUUCCAAAUACACAGCAACCAGCAUUUCAUGGUAUGUGCCCAAUUUGGCCACAAACAAGGUGAAAGUGUACUUGUUCCUAAGCCUUCAGCACAAAAGCAAAAAUUAAACUUUUCAUCUUAUUCACAUUUUUAUCAGCACUGAAAAAGAUGUUUAAAACAGUCCCACUAAUGAUGAACUGGCUAGUCUGCACUCAGAUGCCUUGUAUUUCUAUUUGGAUUUUUGGUGCAGGGUGUAAGUUGGCUGCCCAUGUUGUCAUCUUGUAUAAGGGUUGUGGAGGUCACUGCCUCUGUAGCAUGCAGAUCUGCCUUCCUUCCUGACAGAGCUGGAUAGCAGCUGUCCUUGUCAUGUCAGUGGUGCAAUAAUCCUGACUGUGAUGUGGGCUAGUGCCUUUUCUUCAUUAAUUAUAUAUUUAUGAAGAAAACAUAAACGUUUCUUCUGAAGAGAUCUGAGGGGCUUGAGUUUUCUAUUUUUGGAUCAAAUUUGGGCCUUGCUCAGGAGGAAAUACUGUGCAGACUAUUUGUGGAAUUCUGUCAAUAUAGAUCUUUAGACAAAAUCUAAUGGAGUUUUACUGAGAUUUCAGAGCACCUUGAAUUUCUUCUCACUAGGAAAAAAAGGUAUUUCUGUCAUGCACAAGGAGCAACAUUUUAGGAUAUACUUUGUGCUAAUUGCAGUGUAAUCAUAAAACAACCCAACUCUUUGCAAAGUUUAAACUCUCACAAUUUUUGGUUGUUUAAAUGCUUAUUUCGUUUGGAACUGGAGGUUGAAGCUAGUUCUUAAAGUCACAGAAACAACAGCACUUGAAUCCUUUAGGCAGAGGAAAAACAGCAGAAAAGAUUCAAAUGCUAAACCCCAAAACUCUUUCAUGUUAUCAUCAUGUAAGUAUGCAGGAGAGGUUCAUCUGCAAUGUAUUCAACUGCAACUUUGGAUUCUGUUACUGGUGAUAAUUUUACCAAAUAUCUGUGCCUAGCCUCACUGUUUCUGAUAUCUGAAAGGCUGUGGAGCAGCCUCCAUUCAGUAUGGGACUGAUGCAGAAACCCUUAUUUCUGAGUAAGACUCUGACAAGCCCUGCACUCUGAGUGGCACGUAUGAAUGCAAAUCAGGUCUCUGUUCCUUGCACUGAUGUGGAAAGUCCAGUGUAUCCUUGCCAGUCUGAAUCAGUAGUAUUGCAUGCAGAAUUGCCACAAGGAGUUAGUAAUGAACAGCUCUACCUAGCUCAGUGUUAAAGGAAUAAGGAAAACACAGCUCUGCAAUAGAGCAUGCAGAUUUCUGAACUGUACUUCUUAGAGGUAGUGGCAGAAUGGAACAGAAAGAAUUCCUACUUGGACUUUUUCUCCAGUGCUGUUUCUGGUUUUGAAGCAAAAAGGGAGUUUAAAUACAGCCAGCUCCUGUUUUCUAUGGGUGUGAACUGUCAUGGAAGACAUGGCUUGUUAUCUUUCUUCCAUUCCAGGCAGAAUCCACAGAUUUCUGUGAAGCUGGUAUUAUGGACUCUGGGAAGCACAGGCUGAGUUGACUUUAGCUGUUCAAAAUAGUUUUUCUCUGACUAAGACAAGCGCUGGUGUCCUCAAGCAGCUUUUGGGUAUUUUCCAUGUGCUUCUUCCAAGGAUUAAGCUUUUCCUUUUCCAUUUCAGCCACAGUAUUGUGAUGCUUUUUCUCCAGUCAUCCAAAAUCUUUUUCAUGCAUUAAAAAUAGUGCCUGUUCAUCACAAAAAGCGCUGUUUUUUCCUAGGCCAGUUUUGGGUGUCAGCAAAGACACUGGCAUAAUUUUUUUGUGCAAAUGUCUUGGAUUUUCUAACACAAGAUUCCAACUGCUGAGACACGCUUCAACGUCACUGUCAUCCAAAGAAAUGGGUUUUUUUCUGACAUUGGUCAGUCAGUGGUGUGGCUGGGUUAUCUUCAUCUGUCUGGUGAGGACAACGCACAGAACAGAGUGCUUCCCUCCACUACCUUUUGUUUUCCUUCCUCCCUGUGUGUCUCCCCUACUGUAUUUAUUAACACUACCUUAGAUUUCAAGCUCCCAAGGAGCACUGCUGUAGGUAGAACAGGUAUGAAUGGGCAGUCUACUGAAGGACUCAUAGCAGGGUAUAGAAAGUGUCUUCCCAGUUAUCUUCCUGUUCUCCAGUCCCUUCCCUGAUUUUUGUUUUUGGAGUUUGCAGAGAUACUAUGUGACCAUCAAAUAUAACCACAUCACUGAGAAUGUCCCACUCAUUUGCAGACUUGCUGUUAGAGAGGGGUUCUCACCUUGAGGUCCUCUGGCUAUUUUGUCCCUGCUGAGCAAUGCAAGCCCUCCCACACUGCACGCAGCCACAGCCAGGUGAGGCUGAGGAGGUUGCUGGUCCAUCUCUUCAGUAAUUCUGGCUCUGCUGAUAAGCAUGCUUGCUGAGACAGGUACUGUGAAGGCACUGCUCUGUCCUGUCCUGUCCUGUCCAGAAAGGCUUCUGUAAAAGGAACCCAUAAAGGUUAUAUUGAGUGGUGGGUAGUGGGGGCCCAGGUGUUAAAGGUAAGAGCCUCCAAGUUGCCCCCAGAACAAGGAACAGGCCCAGUGGAGGCAGCAUCACAGACUGUUCAUACCAGACUGCAAUCUUCAGUUAGAUGGGAGGGUAACAUCCUGUUAGAAGGAGGAGGAAGUAUUUUCCUCUUUCAGGGACAAGCUGCUGUGAAGUCUGAAAUCUUUCCUGUAGUACACAGGACCUUCAGCCACACCUAAGGCUUUGGACCUGUGGGGUUUCUGCACUCCUUCCAGAUAGAUGCUGGUGGCUUUUGUGUCACUUGCCAAAGGCCUUUCUUCAGGCAGAUCACCUCUUUGGUCUUGUGCAAUCAUUGUCUGCUGUACUAUUGCUCUCUAAAGACUCAACUGUAUUUUUCCUCUUUUUUCACAUUUUAAAAUGUUACCUUUUUAAAAUUA
Messenger RNA from Onychostruthus taczanowskii (white-rumped snowfinch), 8033 nucleotides. It is a transcript of the gene PHLPP2, whose product is annotated as PH domain and leucine rich repeat protein phosphatase 2. Gene Ontology annotation, molecular function: protein binding. The transcript is spliced from 19 exons. The record is from RefSeq and is a predicted model, not a curated record. NCBI's taxonomy places the organism in Eukaryota, Metazoa, Chordata, Aves, Passeriformes, Passeridae. The coding region runs from base 25 to 4080 and encodes 1351 amino acids.